Mytilus trossulus (common blue mussel) is the source of this 1427-nucleotide messenger RNA. Its product is annotated as neuronal acetylcholine receptor subunit alpha-10-like. Gene Ontology annotation, biological process: monoatomic ion transmembrane transport; signal transduction; chemical synaptic transmission. The transcript is spliced from 7 exons. Gene Ontology annotation, molecular function: acetylcholine-gated monoatomic cation-selective channel activity; transmembrane signaling receptor activity. The record is from RefSeq and is a predicted model, not a curated record. NCBI's taxonomy places the organism in Eukaryota, Metazoa, Mollusca, Bivalvia, Mytilida, Mytilidae. Bases 114 to 1337 code for a protein of 407 amino acids. Gene Ontology annotation, cellular component: neuron projection; plasma membrane; postsynaptic membrane.
GCAAAUUAAUGUAUAAGUAACAUAUUUCGAGUUCGCAGUGUAGUUCAAAUAAGUAAUUUUCAAAGAGUUUUCGAUCGAAUAAGACUGAAUUCAAAGAUUGUGUUGAAAGAAGUAUGGAUUUAAAAAUCAAUGUUCUUUUAAUUAUAGUGUGGCGUGCAUUUUUAGUAGAUGUUGAAUGUGUUAGCACCACAAAGCAGAUAUAUGAUGCCAUAUUUGCUGGAUAUGACAGUGGACUCAGACCAGUAUGUGACGGAGAAACACUUGUAAAUCUAACAAUUGGUGUAGCAGUUCGACAACUUAUAGAUCUGGAUGAACCAAAUCAGGUGAUGAAGAUAAACUUGUGGAUACGAUUAAAGUGGACAGACUGUUUGUUGCGAUGGGAUCCAAGUUCAUAUGAUAAUACAAACUAUAUAGUUGUACCAAUAGCAAAGGUUUGGACCCCGGAUUUAACCCUUUAUGACAGUCUCGAUUCCGAAAUGAAUGGCAUGGAUAAAAACAGAGCUACAGUCAACUCAGAUGGCACCGUGCUUUAUAAUUUUCCAACUCUUAUUGAAGUGAUUUGUCCAAUUGACGUAACUAGCUUUCCAUUUGACACCCAAGUCUGUGCAUUAGUAUUCGGCUCAUGGGUGUUCCAUGGAAAUCAACUGGAUAUGCUAGCACGUGACAACCCAAGUGAUUUAUCAUCUAUGAAAACAAAUGUAGAAUGGGUCAUUCAAAAAAUUGUAGUUGAAAGGCACGAGGUAAUAUACGGAUGCUGUCCGGAUCCGUAUCCAGAUGUUACAUUUUAUAUUCACGUAGAACGUAAACCUGCAUAUUAUGUAACGAAUAUAAUAAUUCCGUCUAUCAUGAUAACAUCAUUGGGUAUUCUCUGUUAUUUCCUCCCUGUAGACUCCGGAGAAAAAGCGUCGUUAAUAAUCACCGUGAUGCUAGCAAUGUCAGUAUUUCAGUUACUUGUUGCUGAUAAACUUCCACCAUCAGCCGAUUCUACACCUUGGAUAAUGUUCUUUUUUAACUUUAUACUGGGACUGUCUGCUGUUUCAACUACGGUCCAGGUAUUUGUUAUUAAUAUCUACUAUCGCGGAGAAAAAGAGAUGUCCCCAUGGGUUAAGAGGUGCAUCCUCAUACCAUUAUGCUUUAUGACGUUUGUUACCAUUCCUGGUCGUCGUUCUCCAAUCUGUGGUAAAGAGAAAAAAGUUGGGGAUUUAAUGAAGGACAUCGAGCAGUGUACAAAUACAGAGCUCUGGCAGUUUUUAUCAGUUGCCAUUGACAGACUUGGACUAGUGUUAUUUACCAUAACUUUAAUAGGCGGAAGUUCUUAUGUUUGGUCGGCUAAAUAACUAAUACUUUAUAAUAAAAAUUAAAUAUUUGUUGCGACUCCUUAAUUAUAAUUUUUAAUUUUGAUGGAAACAUGAAAAAUUCAGGUUCAU